AUGUUAAGAUUAACAACAGGGAGAUUUGUCUCUUCAACAACGACAACGACAUCCAAUUUAAUAUUCAAAAACUUCCUAAGAUUACAAUCGACCGCGGCUGGAUCAAUCCCUAAGACCCAGAAGGCCGUUGUCUUCUAUGAAAACGGUGGUCCGUUACAUUACAAGGAUAUCCCUGUCCCCAAACCUAAAGCUAAUGAAAUCUUAAUCAACGUCAAAUACUCAGGUGUCUGUCACACUGACUUACACGCUUGGAAGGGUGACUGGCCCCUACCUACCAAACUGCCUCUAGUCGGUGGCCACGAAGGUAGUGGUGUCGUCAUGCAAGUCGGUGAGAACGUCAAAGGUUGGAAAGUGGGUGACUUGGCAGGAAUCAAAUGGCUGAAUGGGUCAUGUAUGGCUUGUGAAUUAUGUGAAACUGGGAAUGAAUCCAACUGUGAACAUGCGGAUUUGUCUGGGUAUACUCAUGAUGGGUCCUUUCAACAAUAUGCUACUGCAGAUGCUGUUCAAGCAGCUAGAAUCCCAGAAGGGACUAAUUUGGCUGAAGUGGCUCCUAUCUUGUGUGCUGGUAUUACUGUCUAUAAGGCUUUGAAAGAAGCUGAUUUGAAAGCGGGCCAAUGGGUUUGUAUAUCUGGUGCUGCAGGUGGGCUAGGUUCCCUUGCUGUUCAGUAUGCUAAGGCAAUGGGCUAUAGAGUUAUUGGUAUCGAUGGUGGUAAGGCAAAGGAGGAACUGUUUAAAUCCAUGGGUGGUGAAGUAUUCAUUGAUUUCACAAAAUCUAAAGAUAUGGUGAAAGAUAUUCAAGAAGCUACCAAGGGUGGUCCACAAGGUGUUAUUAACGUUUCAGUUUCCGAGGCUGCUAUUUCAUUAUCGACACAAUACGUUAGACCUACUGGUACCGUUGUUUUAGUAGGGUUACCAGCUCAUGCAUAUGUUAAAUCCGAAGUCUUCUCUCAUGUUGUAAAAUCCAUUAAUAUCAAGGGUUCGUAUGUUGGUAACAGAGCUGACACUAGAGAGGCUUUAGAUUUCUUCGCUAGAGGUCUAAUCAAAUCUCCUAUCAAGAUCGUUGGUCUAUCUGAAUUACCAAAAGUAUACGACUUAAUGGAAAAGGGCCAAAUCCUAGGUAGAUAUGUCGUCGAUACUUCCAAAUAG
This is a messenger RNA of Naumovozyma dairenensis CBS 421, 1146 nucleotides long. It is a transcript of the gene ADH3, whose product is annotated as alcohol dehydrogenase ADH3. NCBI's taxonomy places the organism in Eukaryota, Fungi, Ascomycota, Saccharomycetes, Saccharomycetales, Saccharomycetaceae. The coding region runs from base 1 to 1146 and encodes 381 amino acids. The transcript has a single exon. Gene Ontology annotation, molecular function: oxidoreductase activity; zinc ion binding. The record is from RefSeq and is a predicted model, not a curated record.